Messenger RNA from Priapulus caudatus, 849 nucleotides. RefSeq names its product sphingosine 1-phosphate receptor 2-like. The record is from RefSeq and is a predicted model, not a curated record. Lineage: Eukaryota; Metazoa; Priapulida; Priapulimorpha; Priapulimorphida; Priapulidae. Gene Ontology annotation, cellular component: membrane; dendrite. Gene Ontology annotation, molecular function: neurotransmitter receptor activity; G protein-coupled serotonin receptor activity. Gene Ontology annotation, biological process: chemical synaptic transmission; G protein-coupled receptor signaling pathway, coupled to cyclic nucleotide second messenger. The transcript has 3 exons. The coding region runs from base 1 to 849 and encodes 282 amino acids.
AUGGCGGCGCUGCAGGAGGUGUUACGGAGAAUCCACGCGACCUCCUCCUACCAGCUAUUUCUCAAUAUCAUCUACUCCGUGCUGCUGCUGUUCGCCAUCGCCAUCGUCGCCAUGAACGGCAGCGUCAUCGCCGCGCUGGCGUCUAUUGGCAACCUCGACGCGGCUUUGAUCUUCGUCGGCAGUCUCGCGGUCUUCGACCUGCUCGCCGGAAUUAACAUUGCUCUAAAGUUCGCACUGCUAGUCGCCAAGGUGAUGCCGGCGAGCAGCGCCACCUGUUGGGCGACCGACUACAUACUCAUCUUCACGAUCACGGGCCUACCGAUCAACAUACUGCUGCUGUCCUUGGACCGCUACUUCAAGGUCGUGCGCCCGCACGCGCACGUCUUUGACCGCAAGACGGCGUGGGCGUGCGUCGCCGCGCUGUACGUCGCCGUCGGCGUGUACGCGGCGCUGCCGGCCGCCGUCGGCUGGGACUUCGUGAGCCAGCACGGCGGCGACAGCGCCAUCUACGCGAGCUGGCCGUGCGUGACGGCGCCCUACAUGACGAGCCACGCCAAUGUCGCUGCGGCCGAAUUCUCCUGCACGCUGCUCGCGAUAGCCGUGCUCUACGCGCUGAUUCUGCGACGUUGGCUGCCGACGGUCGUCUUUCUUGCCUCCCUCGAUGGCUUCGGUUUCAGCUUCUUCUAUGUGAAUGCGUCACUGCUGAUGCUGAUAAACGUCAGUCAGCUGUGCGGACCGCUCAUCUACGCCUACCGCAUACCCUGCAUCCGCGAGCGCAUCUACAAGUGGCUGCAGGCGGCAUGCCAUGCGUACUCAAAUAUCCUGCUCUCCUAUGUUGUAAACAACUAG